AACGAUGUCUGUGACUGUGAGCAAAGCCGACGGAGUCACUGUCCUCACGAUGGUUUCUGACCCAAAUGGUCGCUUGCCUCCUCUGUGUCAGGUCCUGAAGGCCCUCAGCCACAGCCUGGGGGGCUGUUCGGAGCCCCCACACAUGAAGCGGCUCCAGAGAGCCUCCCUGUUGGUACUUGGGACUUUGCACAUCAUGAUUGGGCUGCUGAGUAUUAGCCUGGGAAUCAUCCUCCAUUUCAGUGAAUCCUGGUGUGAGCUAACAGUCGUCCCCAGUUGUCCUUUUUGGUCGGGAAGUCUGUUUGCCGUAAUUGGCAUCAUUUGCAUUCUGUGUGAGAAGAAGCCAUGUCUGUAUCUGAUUCUUCCCAACAUGUUUCUGAACUUUGUUGGGAUCUUUGGAGCCGUUGGAGCCAUUUUCCUCUACAGCAUCAAUAUAUCUGGUUACUAUAGUGGCUGUGGAAGAGUUUAUGGUCCAUAUUAUCAUGAAUUCCCAAUCAGGGUUCUUUCUGAAGGCAUCAGCGGCGUGUUGAUCGCUCUGUCGGCCCUGGAGCUCUGCGUCGCCGUCAGCGCUCUCGCUUUGACAAUAAAAGUCCUGACAUGCUGCAAAAGAAACGAAAACCUGAGCUGCAGUGAACCAGAACAGACGACCAACCCAGGAAUCACAGAAGGUCCCUAUGAAAUUUGCAUCAUUUCUACCUGAUCGCAGAGCCGACAUGCAUGAUGUUCUGCACCAGUUGGUUCCCAUUGUUACUUCAGCUAUAAACACCAAUAAUGUGUGAAAUCAGAGAAAAUCCAACUGUGUUUCCUCUUGAAUCGUUAUCAGCUGACGGAAAACGCUGAGAAAAGGGAGAAACGGAUCAGAAAGUCGGGUGGAAAACUGCUGACAUGAAAUCUCUGGGUUGUUUUUCAUGAAGCUGAUCUUCCUCUUUCACACCAGGAGGUCAGUUUCCAGUGAACAGAACCAGAGGAAGUUCUGGUCAGGAGUUUUCCUCCGUUUUCUUUUCAAAAUGAAGACAUGAGUUAAAUCUGAUCUUUUGAAACAUUAUUUAAUAUUUAAUGUACAAGAAUUUUUGAUCACAAUUUUGUGAUGCAAACUGAGUUCAUGUUUGUUGUGAAUUUCAGAAAAAAAGACCCUGAAUUUUGGUUUGUAAUAUUUUUAACUGUAUGCAACUUAUUUAAUAAUUUCUUGUUGUGAGUUUUAGCAGCUUUGUGUCAGAAACUAUAUAUGAUUUUGGAGUCACUUUUUAAAUAUGCAUGUGAUCAGUUUAUAGUGAGUUUAACGGUAAGGCAGCAGGAAUCCAGAGUGAAGGAACCCACACAUGGACUGAGAAACGCUGCAAAGCAGCAACCCAAAAAUAUGUUCUUACAAUAUGUCCCAGAUGUCAAAGGCCCCGGGGCCACAUCUGGCCCCACCUGGCUUUUCAUGUGGCAUCUAGACUCCAGAUUACAUCUAUAAGUCCCUCCAGUUUUUCACAAAUCUGAAAAAUUCACACAAAAUCUAUCAGCUCCACAUUUUAUUCAGAUUUUACUGCAAAUUUCUGAAAUUGGUGAAAAACAUUUAGUUUAAGUGACUCAGUUUCACUUGAUAUCAAGCUAUCUUGGAUAAAAAUUAAAAUA
Molecule: messenger RNA, 1614 nt
Organism: Gambusia affinis (western mosquitofish)
Lineage: Eukaryota; Metazoa; Chordata; Actinopteri; Cyprinodontiformes; Poeciliidae
Exons: 7
Coding region: 5-697 (230 amino acids)
Cellular component (GO): membrane
Source: RefSeq, a predicted model, not a curated record